AUGUGACCUGGUCUCACGUGACUCGGCUGUCCAUAAAGAGGACACGAGCUCCCAGCCGGAGUAACAACCAAGGACACCAUGAAUAACAUACUGCUCCUCUUCAUCACUCUGUUAUUCAGCUCGUUGGUCUCCAGCGGAUACCUGGAGUAUGACCAAGAUGUCCUGCUCCCGAAGGACUGGACCCAUGUUGGUCGAGUAGAUCCUUCAGAGGAGGUGGAGCUGACCUUUGCCCUGAAGCAACAGAACCUUGAGCUGCUGGAGGAAACGCUCAGACUGGUGUCUGACCCUGGCUCGGCUCAGUAUGGGAAACAUCUGAGUCUGCAGGAAGUCGCCUCCCUCGUGCGUCCCUCUGAGCUCACCCAGAAGGUGGUGCGUCGCUGGCUGCAGGCUCACGGGGUUUCAAACUGCAGGACUGUUCGCACUCAGGACUUUUUACAGUGCACCAUGACUGCAGAGGUUGCUGAGGUGCUGCUUCCAGGAAGUAGGUUCCACCGUUACGUCAGAGAUAGGCGGUCCAUCGUGAGGUCAUCAGCUCCAUAUUCUGUUCAUGAAGAGGUUCACCAACAUCUGGACUUUGUUGGAGGGCUUCACCGUGUCCCACCUAGAGAGAAAGACGUCAGGGUAAAACAUCGGCCGUCUAAGGGUGAGGUGCACCUCGGCGUGACUCCAGCCAUCCUGAGGGCUCGCUACAAUCUAACGGCGGCUGACGUGGGAUCCGGUCAGAACAACAGCCAGGCUGUUGCUCAGUUUUUGGAGCAGUACUACCACCCAGCUGACCUGGCCGAGUUCAUGGCGAUGUUUGGUCGGACCUUCCCGCACCGCUCUGAGGUGGAUCGGGUCGUGGGCACCCAGGGAGGAGGGAAAGCUGGGCUGGAGGCCAGUCUGGACAUCGAGUACAUCAUGAGCACUGGAGCGAACGUCUCCACAUGGGUCUUCACCAAUCCAGGCCGUCAUGAGUCUCAGGAGCCAUUCCUCCAGUGGAUGGUCCUGCUCAGCAACAUGUCUGACCUGCCCUGGGUUCACACCAUCAGCUACGGCGACGACGAGGACAGCCUGUCCACCGCCUACAUGAUGCGCCUCAACACAGAGUUUAUGAAGGCGGGCGUCAGGGGCAUCUCUCUGCUCUUCGCCUCCGGUGACAGCGGCGCUGGAUGCAGGCACCAGGGGAAGGACAAGAACACGUUCAGGCCCAGUUUUCCUGCCUCCAGCCCCUAUGUGACAACAGUUGGAGGAACGACCUUUAAGAACCCGUUUAAAGUAACGUAUGAAGUCACACAUUACAUCAGUGGAGGAGGCUUCAGCAAUGUUUUCAAGAUGCCCGACUACCAGGCCAGCGCAGUGGAGGGGUACCUGAAGAGCGUGACGGCGACUCUCCCUCCUCAGUCAUACUUUAAUACAAGCGGCCGGGCCUACCCAGACAUGGCCGCCCUGUCCGAUAACUACUGGGUGGUCAGCAACAGGGUGCCCAUCCCCUGGGUGUCUGGAACCUCGGCAUCGACUCCUGUGGUUGGAGGCAUGCUGUCCCUCAUCAACGGCCAGCGUCUGUCGAAGGGCUUGCCUGCGCUCGGCUUCCUCAACCCACGCCUCUACAAACUUAAAGGACAGGGCCUGUUUGACGUAACUGAAGGGUGUCACCAGGGCUGUCUGGACGAGCAGGUCCAAGGGAAAGGCUUCUGUGCCGCGCCGUCAUGGGACCCCGUCACUGGCUGGGGGACGCCCAACUACCCUGCACUACUGGCUGCCCUGCUGUCUUAGUGAACAGAACCGACCAAUCGGAGCUGAAAAAGCACUGACGUACGCUCUGGGGUGCUUGAUGCCAAAGGCAGGACAGUGGGAAGGCCAUACUCUGAACUGUUGCUGCUGUUUAUUUUAUUUUUUUAUGAUCCACAUUCAAAUUUAAAAUGUAAACUCAGUCUGCAGCAUAAUAACCUUUUAUUAUUGUUUAAGAGUUGCUGGAUCACAGCUGCCAAGGAGUCCCCUUUUUAAUGAUUAAGUUGGAAUUAUCAAUGCUUUACUGCCUUUUUCUGCAUUUAACCACAUUUUUACUGAACAGUAUUUUCUUAAAUAUGCAAACUUUUUUCUUUUUUUUUUUAAUCGGGGAAUCUGUUUAAUUUUAGAUAUGCAAAAAUGAUCAAAAGAUAUAAAGAGCAGUUUAUUGCACAGCUAAAACGGAAACCUCAUAGGUCAGAAUACUGCACUGGACACAAUUAUAUCAAAUUUUACUUUUCUCUGCAGGGAUGGAAUAAACCUUUUUAGUUAAUCUUGAAAUGCAGGCAGUUUGAAUUACUUUCACAUGAUUUAGAUGAAACAGGAACACUAUUUGUGGCUUAACACUUUUUUUUUUUUUUUUUUUUUUUUUUAAAUCAUUGUUUUCAACUGCUGCUGCUGUAGCUAUAAACAAAAUGCACUGUCAUAUGUGGGUUUUAAAAUGAUUCAGCAGUUUUACCCACAAUGCACCUUUUGUUGCAAAACCACAGAUCAGAUAUGUGGGGGUUUUUUUCUGUGUAAAUUAAAUUUAAAAUGCCAAAGUGUCAGAGCUGUAUUGUGUAAGAAAAAACAUGCCGAGAUAAAGAAAAUUAAAGACUUUGAUACUUUAAA
Messenger RNA from Fundulus heteroclitus (mummichog), 2598 nucleotides. It is a transcript of the gene tpp1, whose product is annotated as tripeptidyl peptidase I. Gene Ontology annotation, biological process: central nervous system development; proteolysis. Bases 79 to 1755 code for a protein of 558 amino acids. Lineage: Eukaryota; Metazoa; Chordata; Actinopteri; Cyprinodontiformes; Fundulidae. The record is from RefSeq and is a predicted model, not a curated record. Gene Ontology annotation, molecular function: tripeptidyl-peptidase activity; serine-type endopeptidase activity. The transcript has 13 exons.